Fonsecaea nubica is the source of this 969-nucleotide messenger RNA. RefSeq lists its product as hypothetical. Gene Ontology annotation, cellular component: retromer complex; endosome. Lineage: Eukaryota; Fungi; Ascomycota; Eurotiomycetes; Chaetothyriales; Herpotrichiellaceae. Bases 1 to 969 code for a protein of 322 amino acids. The record is from RefSeq and is a predicted model, not a curated record. Gene Ontology annotation, biological process: intracellular protein transport; retrograde transport, endosome to Golgi. The transcript has 5 exons.
AUGUCAGCAUUCUUCUUCUCAACUCCGGUCGACAUCGACAUUGUCCUCGAAGACGCCGACGAGCGACAGACAGUCGAUGUUAAGCUCGACAAGAACAGACGGGAAAAGGCGCCCCUAUAUCUCGAUGGCGAGUCUGUCAAAGGCGCUGUCACAAUAAGACCAAAGGAUGGGAAAAGGCUGGAACACACGGGUAUCAAGGUCCAAUUCAUCGGUCUGAUAGAAAUGUUCUUUGACCGGGGAAAUCAUUAUGAGUUCUUGUCGCUAGGACAGGAACUUGCUGCGCCGGGGGAGCUCCAACAUCCUCAGACCUUCCCAUUCAACUUCAAGAACGUCGAAAAACAGUACGAGUCAUACAACGGCAUCAACGUCAAGCUCCGAUACUUUGUGCGCGUCACAGUCUCGAGAAGGAUGGCCGAUGUUAUUCGGGAAAAGGACAUUUGGGUCUACUCAUAUCGGAUACCGCCGGAGACAAACAGCUCAAUCAAGAUGGAUGUCGGCAUUGAAGACUGCUUGCACAUCGAGUUCGAAUACUCCAAGAGCAAAUACCACCUCAAAGAUGUCAUUGUUGGGAGAAUCUACUUCUUACUGGUUAGACUGAAGAUCAAACAUAUGGAGCUGUCUAUCAUCCGACGGGAGACGACUGGUGUCGCCCCCAAUCAAUACAAUGAGAGCGAGACGUUGGUGCGGUUUGAGAUUAUGGACGGUUCUCCAUCAAGAGGCGAAACGAUCCCCAUCCGACUGUUCUUGGGAGGCUUUGACCUGACCCCGACCUUCCGCGAGGUGAACAAGAAAUAUUCCACCAGAUAUUACCUCAGUCUGGUGUUGAUUGACGAAGAUGCCCGCCGCUACUUCAAACAGUCAGAAAUAGUGCUCUACCGACAGGCGCCCGAACUAGCUCCCCCACUAGCAACAGACCAGCCUGGUGCUGGCGGCAAAUUGCCCAUCCACACACCGCCGACACCUGCCUAA